Meriones unguiculatus (Mongolian gerbil) is the source of this 3008-nucleotide messenger RNA. RefSeq names its product calcitonin gene-related peptide 2. Gene Ontology annotation, cellular component: extracellular region. Gene Ontology annotation, molecular function: calcitonin receptor binding; hormone activity. The record is from RefSeq and is a predicted model, not a curated record. The transcript is spliced from 8 exons. NCBI's taxonomy places the organism in Eukaryota, Metazoa, Chordata, Mammalia, Rodentia, Muridae. The coding region runs from base 2010 to 2465 and encodes 151 amino acids.
GUCUGUCUGUCUUUCUCUCUUCCCCCAACCCUCCACAGAUCAGGAUGUAGUGCCUGCAUGCCACCAUCCUUCCAACCAUGAUGAUAAUUGGACUAAACCUCUGAAGUUUUAAGAAAGCCUGAAGUGAGAGAUGUUGGAUGCCUUUACAGAAACUACGGCAUACUUACACCCUAGUUAGUCAGCGCCAGGCUGGGGCUGUGCUGAACAUGACUUUUGGAGAGAAGGUCAUCAAAUGAGGGCCACACCCGUGAGUUUCUCUCCAUCCAGAAGCGAAUUCAGCCAUCUGGACGCAGAAGAAGAAAAUCCUUGAGAGAGCAUUGGUGGGGUGCCCUGCAUGGCAUUCGUUACAGUGACAUCCUUUUGCCCCUGCUGGGGGCAACUUUGCUCUGUAUCUAGCUUCACCACUGUGCUCCUCUGGGAGCUGCCUCCCAUUCAUCCUUCCUCACUGCAUUGCUCACGAGGAUUGGAGGCUGGGGUGGGGUGGGGGGAGUUUCCCAGCCUGGGCUUUUUCCUGAGGGAGGGUGGUGUCACCGGUCCUUGUUCCACCAACUAGGGCAUGAGACAGAGAUGACUCAGGGAACCUGGUCAAACUGUACCCUGAGUUCCUUUCUAAUUGCCGGAAACUGAACACCAGGCACGGCCCUCCGCCUCAGGCAUAGUCCUUCCCACACGCUGUAAUCCCCAGCACUUAGUUGGGCACCAGGGGAGUCCUUGGGCAGCAAUGGAGCAAUGGAGGGGGAACACCUAAGCUUUAGGGGUGAGUGCCAGUCACUUUCGAGUAACUUCGGGGCCCAGAGGUAUCUUCUCUCCACACCUGGGAACAGGGAGAAUGUGCAAAUGUGGACCCACAAAACAGCCUGGGGAACCGGAGACGCUGGGUCCCUUUGCUUGGGCGUGCAUUUGUUGAUGUGCAUGGUCGAGGCAGAGUGGCCACGCGUCUGUUCCGGUGUGGACGCAAUUCAUGCCUGUUUCUGAGAACAGAAACAAGAGCUUGUUUUUGGCCAGAGCUCAGCUGAUUUGGGUUAGUGCGAGCGGAUGCACAACUUUCUGCUGAAGCGUUCCUCGUGGCUGUGUGAAUGUCAAAGGCACCUGCGGUUCUGAAGCUUAGGGAUGCUUUCACCCGCAGCUAAGCGAGUGCGAAAGACCCUCUCGCCCCUGGGCUGUCACGCCUGCUCGGGUGGUGGUGCAGGAUCCGGGUUCAGCCCUCAAGCUACGCAGAGUUCGGCGGCAGUGGGGAUGAGGGGGAGGAGAAGGGAGCGGAGACCCAGGCAGUGGUAGCUCCCGCCCAGAGGCUCUGCAAACCCUCCAGGGGCGCAGAGAAGUGCGGGAACCUACACUGCACAGCGCGGGAUGGGAUCCCGGAUUCUGUUAGCGGAUGCAAAAACCACAGUGCAGGAUUUGGACGGUCUGGUGCGGGAGGAGAACGUUCAGUCCCCUGUGCAGUCUGUUCGCCUGCUCCCCAAUAGUCUCCAGGUGAGCGAUGCCAAGGACUGCUGGAGUGCCGGCUGGGAGGCAGACAUGCUAGAGUACCCUAACGGAUCCUUCUGGUGACACUCAUCUUCCUGGCUGUAUCUAGUGAAAUCCUCUUAGAACCCAGGACUGCUCACCCUGCCUGAGAGCCCGGCCAUGAGGCACAGGAACCCAUUGGAAUGGACAGCAAAAGGUUGUAGGCUCCAGGCCAGGCAUUAAAGAGGUUGUGACGCCAAACUCUCCCUGGUUUGCUCACACGUUCUGGACGAAUCCACCGUGGCUGUUUCCUUACCCCGCCCCCACCCCCACCCCCAUCCUCAGCAAUGACCUGCAGGAGUAUAGAUCGCUUCAGCUAUAAAAACUGUGAAAGCUCGGUCAGCGCUCUGAUUGGUGGAGAGAUCUACUGCGGAUGCUCCCCCUCCCCCAAGAUCAGACAAUAAGAGACCAGAGCUCCUGGGGACAAGGCGUCUACAGCCCCGUGUCUUCCCGAGUAGACACUUCGCUGUCGGCCGUGCCGUGCUCGGGUUACCAGAGAUACCAUGGGCUUCUGGAAGUUCUUUCCCUGUCUGGCUCUCAGCAGCAUAUGGGUCCUGUGCCUGGCCAGCAGCCUCCAGGCGUCACCUUUCAGGUCAGCUCUGGAGAGCAGCCUAGACCUGGCUACCCUCAGCAAAGAGGAAAAACACCUGCUGGCCACACUGCUGCAGAGCUAUGAUCAGAUGAAGGCCAGAAAGCUGGUACAGAAGGAGCAGGAGGCUGAGGGCUCCAGCUACCGCAACAAGCGGCAGGCAGGUACUCCUGAGACGAAGCUGCGGAUCCUGCUCUUAGCCUCAGAAAGCAACACUGCCCAGAAGAGAUCUUGCAACACUGCCACCUGUGUGACCCAUCGGCUGGCAGGCUUGCUGAGCAGAUCGGGAGGUGUGAUGAAGGAGAACUUCGUGCCCACCGAUGUGGGCUCCAAAGCCUUUGGCCGGCGCCGCAGGGACUUUCAGGCCUGAGUAACCAAUGGUCCCAGGAAGAAGGUUACAUAGAGCUGAACUCACCACACCUAUUAAUGUUUAUUAAAAACAACCUGGUGAGAAGACCCCGUGGACAAUGCGUACGCUUGCAUCCUGACAGAUUCCUGAGUAAAGCACUGUUGUUUCUUGAGAGCAAAGAAACCGGGUAUAAAUGAGUUAAUUCUGUGUUUGUUUGCAUCAGUCUUAUACUGAGUCUGUGGCUAGUCAAUGUGAUGGCAUCUCCCACUGGCUUUCCUAGCAGCAAACCACAAAGGUUCCCCAAGAGCCAUUCAGCUGAUGGUGGCAGCCUUGUUGAACCUUAGGGAGAUGUCAAAUCACUGCCUCUUACAGCCGCUGGGAACUCAUGGUAGAGGAAGUGCUAUGCCUUGAUGUCUCAGAACAUGAUUGUAUAUUUAUUUAAGGAAAUGUCAAAAUUGUACCAUUUGUGAACUUCAUCAAGAUUAAAACAUAUUUUGGAUACAUUUGUUUUGAAGUUGGUGGUGGUCCAGUUCAACUUUCUUCCUAUGUAAUAAUAGUAAUAGU